Molecule: messenger RNA, 285 nt
Organism: Diatraea saccharalis (sugarcane borer)
Lineage: Eukaryota; Metazoa; Arthropoda; Insecta; Lepidoptera; Crambidae
Source: the annotation of a GenBank genome assembly
AUGCAAAAUGUGUUUUUUUUUUCCGCUGAAAAGGUGUCAUGGAUUCGUCACCGAGACCUGCACAUUUUAACUGUCGGCGGAUAUACGUAUACAUCAGAUCAGCGGUUUCAAGCAACUCAUUCUGCACACACAGACGACUGGACGCUACACAUCAAGUGGGCGCAGCAGCGAGAUGCUGGCGUGUAUGAAUGCCAAGUGUCUACGCAGCCAGUUCGCUCGUUCUUCGUCACUCUGCACGUUGUCGAUCAUAAGGAAAAAGGCUCUAAAUGUCACGGCGGUGGCUGA